Molecule: messenger RNA, 582 nt
Organism: Cooperia oncophora
Lineage: Eukaryota; Metazoa; Nematoda; Chromadorea; Rhabditida; Trichostrongylidae
Source: the annotation of a GenBank genome assembly
AUGAACACAACCAUGGCCGAUCUGCCUUUCAACGUCGAUGAACUGGACUCAAUGAGUAAACGAGAGAAGGACGAGGCGCUGAAGAACGCCGUUCGUCUGAUGGCCGAAGAUCCAAAAGCGUUUCGUCGACAUCGGCGCCACAAACGAACGAUAAAAAUUCAAUACUACCGACACACUACGACACACCACUCUGGCGCCCUACGCGUUUGCUCCAACAAUAAAUACGGUAAGUCCUGCACUUCUCCAUUUGGAGAACUGAACGUACUCGGCCCAGUUACCUUGUCGCCAAGUCUGUUCUCACCUAAUAUACUUUCACCUCUUCUACUGAGUCCACCAGUGAUUUCACCCCAGGUGGCAACUGUGUUCAACGCCUACGUGUUUUCUCCAUAUGUCCUCUCACCAAACGUCAUCAACCCUUAUGUACUGUCACCGUUGAUCCUGUCGCCGUAUGUGCUCUGUCCUGACGUCGUCUCACCAACAAUCCUUUCUGGUGUUGUCCUUUCACCAUCCGUUCUUUCGCCGUCGAUUUUCACCGAAUCAGCGCUUUCAAUUAACGUACUCUCGCCAUCAGUUCUGUCGUAA